AUGGCCAUGAGCAUGCGUGAGAUUGUGCUCUGUGCAUCCCUCAUAUUUGUCAUUGGCGUUUCCGUACUAAAUCAAACCGUGAAUUCGACGUCGUCCUUCUCAACUCAGAUCCUCCAAAAUGAUCAGUCCUCACUGUCAUCCUCAUCCCCCUCCAUCCUCCAUCUCCACAAACAACAAAAACAACGCACUCAAGACCAAAAACUCAGAUUAAACAACCUCCAAGUCAUCGGCACACACAAUAGCUACCAUCGCGAAGUCUCCUUACCAGAAAGGAUCCAUUUUCCCACGCUUAUGGCAACCGUCGACCCGCAUUUCGAGGGGUAUUACUACUCUCACGCCUCUGUGCACGACCAACUCGAAUACCAACAGGUCCGCAGCUUCGAGUUCGAUGUAUAUGUGGACACCCAUGGCGGGCUAUUCGCGGAUCCACUCAUUCGUCGAUUGGCAAACAUGUCCGAAUCAGACGAGGCGCAUUACGGUUUGCCGCAGGACUUGAUGCGACAACCAGGUACAAAAGUGCUACAUAUCGCCGAUGCAGAUGUGGGAACUAUAUGUCAUACGCUCGUCGAAUGUUUGACGCAGGUGAAAGCGUGGUCUGAUGCAAAAAACAGGCAGCACGUGCCUAUACCUAUAUUAAUUGAAUUUAAAAGGACGGAAUCCGGUCUUGAGAAACAAGGGGGUGUUGUUGCGGAGGACUGGACAGUUGAAGCUCUUGAUAGAGUCGAUGCUGAGAUCCGCUCCGUGUUUAGCGACAAUCAACUCAUUACGCCGGAUGAUAUUCGCAAACACGCAAUAGAUAAUGGCGUCGUUGGCCACAGCAACAACGGCAACAAAAAUAACAUCACACUUGAAGAAGCAAUUCUCGCCUAUGAGCACGGCGGUGGCUGGCCCACCCUCUCAUCUUCACGCGGGAAAUUCUUUUUCGUUAUGGACAACGAACCAACUCAUCCCAUCCAAAUCCGUGAUCCAUACAGAAGCAACAACAGACUCAACCUCGAAGGUCGCGUAAUAUUCACAAACUCUGUCCCUGGCGAACCAGACGCGGCAUUCAUCAAAUGCAAUGAUCCAAUCAGCGACAACAAUCAGCACGAAAUCCAAGAUUUGGUUUCCAAGGGCUAUUUUAUUCGGACCCGCGCUGAUGAGCCGAUUCAGAUGCUUCUCAAAGAUGAAGUACCAGCCAUGCGCGACGCGGCGUUGGCGAGUGGUGCACACAUUGUCAGUUCGGAUUGGGUUGGGGCUGGUGUGAGUGCGAGAUAUAAUAGUGAUUACUUCGUGGGAUUGCCGCUGGGAAGAUCUGCGAGAUGUAAUCCGGUUAAUGCGCCGGGGGGAUGCGAGGAUGAAUAUUUAGAGUUGUUGGUAUGA
This is a messenger RNA of Talaromyces marneffei, 1362 nucleotides long. RefSeq lists its product as uncharacterized. The transcript is spliced from 2 exons. Gene Ontology annotation, molecular function: phosphoric diester hydrolase activity. The coding region runs from base 1 to 1362 and encodes 453 amino acids. Lineage: Eukaryota; Fungi; Ascomycota; Eurotiomycetes; Eurotiales; Trichocomaceae. The record is from RefSeq and is a predicted model, not a curated record. Gene Ontology annotation, biological process: lipid metabolic process.